Molecule: messenger RNA, 1581 nt
Organism: Penicillium antarcticum
Lineage: Eukaryota; Fungi; Ascomycota; Eurotiomycetes; Eurotiales; Aspergillaceae
Product: putative MFS transporter
Exons: 2
Coding region: 1-1581 (526 amino acids)
Biological process (GO): transmembrane transport
Cellular component (GO): membrane
Molecular function (GO): transmembrane transporter activity
Source: RefSeq, a predicted model, not a curated record
AUGGACAACGCCAUGUCCAAGCCCAAUGUCAUGCACAAUGAGACUGUCGAGGCGCAGAAGGGCGACAAGGCUGUGGACAGCAGUGGCAUUGAACGUGUCCACAUGACCGAGGAGGAGAGCAAGCGUAUUUGUCGGAAGACCGAUCGGACUAUUCUUAUUAUUCUUGCUUGGGUCUACUUCCUACAGAUCCUCGACAAGACUGUCCUGGGCUACGGUGCGACAUUCGGUUUACAGAAGGACACGGGCUUGACCGGCAAUCAAUACUCUCUUGUUGGAUCCAUUGGUCCCAUUGCACAGCUGGCCUGGCAACCAUUCUCUUCAUAUCUUAUUGUUAAGGUCCCUCAUAAGAUCUUGAUGCCAUCCCUGUGUCUUGGAUGGGGUAUUGCGCAGACAUGCAUGGCUGCAUGCCACAACUUCAACGAACUCAUGGCUGCUCGUUUUUUCCUUGGCCUGUUUGAGGCUGGAUGCCUGCCUCUGUUUGGCGUUAUUACCAGUCAAUGGUAUCGUCGUGCCGAGCAGCCGAUCAGAAUUGCUGCUUGGUACAGUACCAAUGGUCUGGCUACUAUCAUCGCGGCUGCUCUGUCAUACGGACUGGCACAGAUCAAGUCGGAUGUGUUGAAAUCAUGGCAGAUUAUCUUCCUAGUUGUCGGCCUCAUUACAUGUAUUUCCGCCCCAAUCGUCUACUGGCGUCUCGACAACGAUGUGGCCACUGCUCGCUUCCUCAACGAAAAGGAGAGAGCCCAGGGUGUAGAGCGUCUCAGAGCCAACCAGACUGGAGCAGGCAAUACGGAAUUCAAGUUGGCUCACGUCUACGAGGUCUGCCUCGAGCCUAAGACUUACCUUUGGAUCGCCAUGGCCUUGCUUCUCAACAUUGGCGCCAGUGUGACCAACAUCUUCGGACCUCUCAUCUUAAGUGGUCUCGGCUAUGACAAGUACAGGACUACCCUUCUUACCAUGCCCUUUGGUGCCCUGCAAUUCAUCAUCAUCCUGCUGGCAAGUUAUCUCGCCCAGACAGCCCGCAUCAAGAGUGCCAUCCUCGCCGGCUUCAUGAUCCCAACAAUUGCCGGCCUCGCAAUCCUUUUCGCAGUACCCAGAACCAAAUCUGUGCAGAGCGAAUUGUUGGCCGGCUACUACCUGCUUGCAUUCCUGUUCGGUGGCAACCCCCUGAUCGUCACAUGGAUUAUCGGCAAUACGGCAGGAACAACCAAGAAAUCUGUGAUCAUGAGUUUAUACAAUGCCGCCAGUUCUGCGGGAAACAUUAUUGGCCCUCUACUAUUCAACGAGAAAGACAAGCCGGCCUAUACUCCGGGUCUCCGUGCAUGUCUGGGUAUUUUCGGUGCCCUAGCUGCCAUUGUCCUCAUCCAGUGGGCUAAUCUGUGGGUCCUUAAUAAACAACAAGCACGCCGCCGUGUCCGAAAUGGCAAGAAGGCGGAGAUUGUUGAUCACUCCAUGCAAAACCACUACCAUGGCAUGGAUGAGGGUAACCAGGAAGAGACUGGUCAGGAGACUGUCCAGGUUGGAGAUAAUGCCUUCCAGGAUCUGACUGACCGUCAAAAUGACGAAUUUGUUUAUAUCUAUUAA